Molecule: messenger RNA, 1054 nt
Organism: Williopsis jadinii
Lineage: Eukaryota; Fungi; Ascomycota; Saccharomycetes; Phaffomycetales; Wickerhamomycetaceae
Gene: PIN3
Product: Pin3p
Exons: 1
Coding region: 254-1054 (266 amino acids)
Biological process (GO): actin cortical patch localization; plasma membrane tubulation; endocytosis
Cellular component (GO): actin cortical patch
Molecular function (GO): lipid binding; protein binding
Source: RefSeq, a predicted model, not a curated record
GCCAGGGAAAUUGCACUGUGUUGACGACACAACCAAGCAUUGGCGCCGUUAUAUGCGGCGAUAAGUCCUAUGCUUUCCGCUUUAGGAAGUCAAGCUCCGCCCUGAACGCGCACUCUGCGCGCCUUCCCCUUUGGGCUCCUUGGGGGGGAGGUGCCGGGGGCCCCUAUAAAUUUUCUACUCAACAUUGGCCUUCCAACACCGUCAACAACCUGCUGUUUGAAGCUUGCACGGUGAACUGAAGAGAGAGGAAAGGAUGUCUGCUGCGCUGGUGAACCGUUCACUAUCUACUUUAAAGACCGAAUUGGAGUUCUUGCGUGACUCCGAUGUCAUUUCACAGGAUUUCUAUGAUAAAGUGGUUUCCAAGCUCCCUGACCGUUAUAAGGCUGGUGCCAGCCCUAUAACGUUUGAAGAGCCGGAGCUGAUUGAAGUCACCACGAUGAGUAGCGUGACAACCACGGCGACGAAUCCAAGUGGUGUUAGCGGUGAGAAGCCUCCGCUUCCACAGGAGGAGCCGUUGAAGAAGGCUUCAACUGGUGGUGACGUGGAGAUUGUCGAGGCGAUGUAUGAUUACAGCCCACAACAGCCGGAGGAUUUGCAACUUCACGUUGGUGAUAAAGUGAGGGUGCUGGAGCACACGUCUGCGGACUGGUGGAAAGGUGCUGUGAAUGGCCGUGAAGGUAUGUUCCCUUCGAAUUAUGUCAAGAAAGUGGAGGCUGGGUCGAGAGCACCUCCUGCGCCUUCGUACGAACAGUCACAACAGUCACAAUACAACCAACAGCAGUUCAACCAGCCACAGCCAUACAAUACACAAUACGCACAGCCACAGCCAUACAACCAAUUUGCUCCUCAGCAACAGUACUAUAACCAGGUACAACCGUAUCAGCAACAGAUGGCCCCACAACAGCCACAACAAGUUGUUGUACAAGGACAACAGCAACAGCAGUCCACAGGGGCAAGUGGACAUAUGAAGAAGUUUGGCUCUAAGCUGGGUAACGCUGCGAUCUUUGGUGCAGGUGCUACUAUUGGCUCAGAGAUUGUCCAUUCAAUCUUCUAA